Molecule: messenger RNA, 861 nt
Organism: Cariama cristata (Red-legged seriema)
Lineage: Eukaryota; Metazoa; Chordata; Aves; Cariamiformes; Cariamidae
Product: cytochrome P450 26C1-like
Biological process (GO): sterol metabolic process
Molecular function (GO): iron ion binding; heme binding; oxidoreductase activity, acting on paired donors, with incorporation or reduction of molecular oxygen
Source: RefSeq, a predicted model, not a curated record
GAAUCAGCGAUUGAGCUCAUAUUUGCUGCUUUUUUCACCACGGCUAGUGCCAGCACCUCUCUGAUCCUCCUGCUACUGAAGCACCCCUCAGUGAUUGAAAAAAUAAGGCAGGAGCUGAUGUCCCAUGAGCUGUACCAGCAGUGUGAGCAUUGCCCUGCAGGACCCUGCCCAGACACCCUGACCGCUCACAGCAGGGACAGUGAGAAGCCACUUCUCUGCCCCACAGCCAAAGAUGCUUGCGAAGACCAGAGCAAGCCCCCGGGCCCAAUAGAGGAAGGUUCCCUCCAGCCCCGCACCCUGCCAGAGCCCACCCUCCCCAAGAGCAGUCCCUGCGCUGACCCCCAGCUCCGGGCACCGUCAGGGCAGAGCUGUUGCUGCCCCUCGGACAUCAGCCUGGAGAAGCUGAGCCGCCUGCGCUACCUGGACUGUGUGAUUAAGGAGGUGCUGCGGGUGCUGCCCCCCGUCUCCGGAGGCUACAGGACGGCGCUGCAGACUUUCGAGCUGGAUGGCUACCAGAUCCCCAAAGGCUGGAGCGUCAUGUACAGCAUCCGUGACACCCAUGAGACGGGUGCUGUCUACCACAGACCCCCCGGAGGCUCCAACUUUUUUGCCCCCCCGACGGACACGGCAGCCCGCUUCCACUACAUCCCCUUCGGUGGCGGGGCGCGGAGCUGCAUUGGCAAGCAGCUGGCGCAGGCCAUCCUCAAGCUGCUGGCCAUCGAGCUGGUCAGCACGGCUCGUUGGGAGCUGGCCACCCCCGGCUACCCCGCCAUGCAGACCGUGCCCAUCGUGCACCCCGUCGACGAUGGGCUACAGCUCUACUUCCACCUCUUGCAGCCCGGCCGUGGCAGCAAGGCCUGA